AUGUACAUGAAUUUAUAUAGCCCUUGUAUUUAUUUGCCUCAAAGAACAUCCAAAUACAAGGCUUGUGAUGUUGCAUUUGAGCUUCAAGGAAAUCCAGAGUCUCCUGUAGCAUUUAUGUAUUUUCUUGAUUCUGGAGGAGGUUCUUAUCCAGAAGUAAUUUCAAGUGCUCAAGUAGAGUGGCUCAAAGGCAUAUCUGAAGAAAUUAAUCCCGAUUAUAGGGUUCCCGAAAUUUUCUUUUGGCACAUACCUAGUAAGGCGUAUCAGAAGGCCGCCCCUUGGUUGUUUUUUGUUCCUCUGCCUUGUGUGGGCUCAAUAAACAAGGAAUGGGUAUGUACUCAAGAAUCUGAGGAGGGAAUCAUGAAGAUUUUGAAAGAUCGGCCUUCAGUCCAGGCUGUAUUUGUAGGGCAUGACCAUGGCAAUGAUUGGUGUUGCCCUUACAAGAAACUGUGGCUGUGCUAUGCUAGACACACCGGUUAUGGUGGCUAUGGGAAUUGGGCUAGAGGAGCUAGAAUUUUGGAGGUUGUUGAUCGGCCUUUCACCCUCAAGUCAUGGAUAGGGAUGGAAAACGGCAUUGAACAUAGUCAUAUUCUCUUGAGCUCUCAUGCUGCUUAUCCAGCCCCCAUUUUCCUUUUGUUAGUUCUGAUUUUGGUUCUUUUCUUCGGAAUCAAAUCCUUUUACCCUGCUGAUCUUAUUUCAAAAGCCAAAACCUUCAUAUCACCAAUCGCAUAACCUAAACCUGAAUCAUUAUGCUGCAAGAGGGUGCAUAUCCAUUCAUUUCCCAUGCAGCGUUCAAUAUUUCAAUCACAGAUUCACUGGACUUCUGUAGAUUAUGACGACUUUGUUUCAUAUGGUUUGGUCCUCUGCAAUUUUUAUUACACUAUGAACUCAUACUAUAUAGCCAUUUUCUGGGGGAACACUUGUGAUCCUGACAUCCUGUGCAGUUGUAAAUAGUAUUGUAAUUAUCAAAUUUGAAUUAUUGUAUGCAUCUGUUUACAUAAUUUUUAGUAUGAGUACAUGUUUGUUGUGCAAUAAGAGUUGAGACACAACACACAGCACAACCUGUGUUUUAAGAGAUUGAUUCCUUGGAAGGAGGGGGGGGGGGGAGGUUUUUCGUGAGCAAUCAAUAUAAAAAAAAUAAUAAAAAUAA
Messenger RNA from Chenopodium quinoa (quinoa), 1147 nucleotides. RefSeq names its product probable inactive purple acid phosphatase 16. Bases 1 to 729 code for a protein of 242 amino acids. Gene Ontology annotation, cellular component: cytoplasm. The transcript is spliced from 5 exons. Lineage: Eukaryota; Viridiplantae; Streptophyta; Magnoliopsida; Caryophyllales; Amaranthaceae. The record is from RefSeq and is a predicted model, not a curated record. Gene Ontology annotation, molecular function: hydrolase activity, acting on ester bonds.